GUUUCCUGUCAUGUAUUUAAAUGUCUUUGUUGGUGGUUGUUAAAUAAUGUGAGUGAAAGAAUUAACGGAUAAUGUGACACAUGGCCGCCUCUUGUUCGUUUUCACCACGGAGGCGCAUAAGAUGGCUACUCGUCUUCUCCAUCAAUGAUGGCAUCAUCAUCAUCACGCUUUUGCAAUGAAGAGAGCCUCAUAUGUCGCUGGUGGAUUUGGGGAAGCGGCUACUUGAGGCUGCACGGAAAGGCCAGGACGAUGAAGUCAGGACACUCAUGGCCAACGGGGCUCCCUUCACCACAGACUGGCUGGGCACAUCUCCGUUGCACCUGGCCGCCCAACACGGACACUAUUCCACCGCCGAGGUGCUGCUCAGAGCAGGUGUCAGCAGGGACGCCCGAACCAAAGUGGACAGGACCCCUCUGCAUAUGGCCGCUUCAGAGGGCCACACAGUCAUCGUGGAUCUAUUAGUCAGGAGUGGAGCAGACAUUAAUGCCAAAGACAUGCUGAAGAUGACUGCUCUCCACUGGGCCGCCCAGAACGGCCACCAAAGGGUAGCGGAGACGCUCGUCAAACAUGGCGCAGAUGUUCACGCUCUCAGUAAAUUCGAUAAGACGCCGUUCGACAUCGCAGGAGACAUCCAGAAUGCAGACCUUAUGCUCCUACUACAGGAAGGAAUGCAGAACCAGGUGAACAUGAACGCAGAGGCUGGCAUGACGGGGAGCUCGGCCCAGCCUCAGUUUAUCAUCCAGGGCAUCCCAGGGCUCCAGGGGGGCGUGGUCAACCUGGCGGACCUCCUCAACAACGCUGCCAAAGCCAACUCUGGUAGGCUCCAGGGGGGCGUGGUCAACCUGGCCGACCUCCUCAACAACGCUGCCAAGGCCAACUCUGCAGUUGAAUCUGAGGAAGCCAUAGCAGCCAAUUCUUUGGACCCCGGCAGCAUCCAGCACAUGCUGAAUGAGCAAGGUCAAAGGGUUAUCACCAUAGUGACCGACCAACACGGCAACCUGCAGACUGGAGGGCUUGGUCAGCCAUUCUUUGUCACCAUGCAGCACGGACAACAGAUGUUGGCGAUGCCAGCCAAUCAGGUGACAGAGGAGGUGGUUGAUGAGGAACCCCAGCCCCCGCCCUCCCGCAAGAGGAAACUGGAGGCCUCGGCCAACCACAUGGAGUCUGGAGACACGGAGCAGUUACAGAGGCAGCUGCAGGAGGCCAACCGGAAGGCCCAGGAGUACCGGCAGCAGCUGAUGUGCAAGGAGCAGGAAGCAGAGCAGUACCGCAUGAAGCUGGAGGCAAUGUCGCACAGCCAUACCAACGGCACCUCGGAGCAGGAGGAGGUGGUUGGGGGUGAGGAGGAGGUGCAGGAGGAGGUGAUGCUCCAGGAGGGAGACAUCAUCAUCAAGACGGAGGGGCUGGACUCGGCCGAGGAGCAGGUGACGCUGGUGGACUCAGCGCCCUCCCACACCGAGGUCAUCUCAUAAUGUCAGACAGACUGAUGUCACUGACUGAAGGAGAAAUGGACACGUGGACUCAGGCGACAGGCCAGCCUGUUGGUGGUUUCAUAGCUCUUUUGUUAAUUAUUUUUCUGCUAUGUUUUGUUUUUGUACAAUAUUUACUUUUUCUGCCGUUCUAUUUUCCUCAACUGUGUUUAUUUGUGUUUUAUUUUUUACAAAUAGCGAAGCGAGGAGCUGAAUAUAUUGAUUGAGGAGCAGGAACGGGACCUGCUCAGCCUGUGACUCGGUAAGGUUGCCUAGCUGAAGAACGUCUAUGCUCCCUGGGAAAAACGGGGCCUCGGGCGCUCGGUCUCGGAUAUCUAUGGUGUCUGAGACAUGUCAAUGUUGUGUGGGGAAAUGCAUUUUUCAUGGUUCCAACAGCAUGUCCUAAGGUGACCAAGAUGCACAUCCAAAGUUUAUUAGACACGUCCAUCCAUAGAACCAGAGGACAGGUUUGUUGGAGAGAACGCUGUUUUGUCUCAACUCCUUCAGGUCUCAAAAGUCUCCCUCUGCCUCAGUCUUCCAUCCAACCACCCACCACCAUGGGCAAUGGGAAUGGUACUUAAGCAUGCCCACUUCCUAUUUCAAAAUAACCCUCUUACAUGAGAAAUGACAGCGCAUGUAGUUGGCAACAGUCAUUCUCCGCAUGUAUUGGGCUCAUCAUUCACAGUGUAAUAAUGAAUUGUUUCAAAGUUGUGAAUGGCAGUGUUUUGCCUUUCGUGGCACCACGUUAAGCUUUGUCCUCUAGUUGUCGUCAGUGGCACUUCCAUAGUGCGGUAGUGAUUGUAGGUUUACUGUUGAACAAGCCACAACUUUCCUCCCGCUGAUGUUGACACAAAGAUGAACUUCCCAUCGUUUUAAUGCCCCCGUGGCUUUAAUCACUAGUAGCCCCAUUCCCCAGAGACGGACAGGAAUAAGGGUGUCUCAUAAAAUUAACGAUGUUGAUACACUAUAAACAAAAGUAUGUGGACUCCACUUCAAAUGAGUGGAUUUGGCUACUUCAGCAACACCCGUUGCUGACAGGA
Molecule: messenger RNA, 2509 nt
Organism: Oncorhynchus mykiss (rainbow trout)
Lineage: Eukaryota; Metazoa; Chordata; Actinopteri; Salmoniformes; Salmonidae
Product: GA-binding protein subunit beta-1
Biological process (GO): positive regulation of transcription by RNA polymerase II
Cellular component (GO): nucleus
Molecular function (GO): protein binding; transcription cis-regulatory region binding
Source: RefSeq, a predicted model, not a curated record